AUGACUAGUAACAAACAAUUGCUGAACAACUACAAAGAGAGUACUGAAGGGAUGAUCACAUUUGGAGACGGAAACAAGGGAGCUAUUCUUGGGAGAGGAGAUCUUGUGUUGAAAAAUCUACCUAUGAUCAAAGAUUUAAAGUGCCUGGUUAAUUCAGCUGAUGGGUGUUCUAUUCUGUCUGGAAUAAGGUCUAGUGAUAACUGUUACAUGUUAAACAAUAAUCAAGUGUGCACAAGAGUUUCACUAGACAAGUCUUAUUUGUGGCAUUAUAGACUGGGUCAUUUGAAUUACAGAGAUUUAAAAAGGUUGAUUAAGCUCAAGGCUGUAAGAGGAGUAUCUGAGUUGAAAGUUAGUAGAGAAAGAGUGUGUAGUCCCUGUCAGCAAGGUAAACAAGUAAGAUCUGCUCAUCCACCCACUAAGAUGCUUCUAACAACUAGAUUUAUUGAACUGAUGCACGUUGACCUGAUGGGCCACAUGCAGACAGAAUGUGGCAAAAGGUAUGUAAUGGUAUGUGUGGAUGACUACACUCGUUUUACCUGGGUUCAGUUUAUUCGAGAGAAGUCAGAUACUUUUGGAGUGUUCUCUGCUUUAUGUUUAAGACUUCAGAAUGAAGAGGCUCUAAAGAUAGCUAAAGUGUUUAGAAUUCGAAGCGACCCUGGUAAAGAGUUUGAGAAUGCCUUAUUCUCUGAGUUUUGUGAUUAUAUGGGGAUUGUUCAUGAAUUUUCUGCACCACAAACUCCUCAAAAAAUGGAGUUGUGGAGUGCAAGAAUAGAACACUACAAGAAAUGGCCAAAAGAUUAUCUUGGAAAAUUCAACUCCAAGAGUGACAAAGAUGACUAUGAUAAUGAUGAGGACAAUUCAGUACCUGCCCUGGUACCUCGCACACAACAAGUUCCCAUACUUUCUAUUUCAAGUUCCCCUUCUACUUCGUCAUCUACUAAACAUACAGAGCCAUCUGACGAAUCUGAAGAUGUGGUUGUUGGAAGUCUUGGGUCAAAACAGUCUGUAGAGUCUUCUCAUUAA
Messenger RNA from Humulus lupulus (European hop), 1023 nucleotides. RefSeq lists its product as uncharacterized. The record is from RefSeq and is a predicted model, not a curated record. Gene Ontology annotation, molecular function: nucleic acid binding. Gene Ontology annotation, biological process: DNA integration. The transcript has 4 exons. Lineage: Eukaryota; Viridiplantae; Streptophyta; Magnoliopsida; Rosales; Cannabaceae. Bases 1 to 1023 code for a protein of 340 amino acids.